AUGUCUUUUUUCGGCACGCCAACAACUAACACGGGCCUCGGCGGCCCGGCGCCCGCAAACAGCGGCUUCGGUUUUGGCGCGUCAAAACCAGCAAAUGCGGCACCGCCGCCAGCCUUCGGUAGCACUCCGACGUUGGGCGCAGCAGCGGCUGCGGCAGCACCAGGUUUUGGAUUUGGAAGCACGCCCGCCAGUGCCGCACCCACUAUGGGAUUUGGAGCACCGACGACGGCGACGACUGGAGGCUUGCCAACGUUUGGAGGGACCGGAACUUUGUCAGCAUUUGGCGCGCCUGGAGCACAGACUGGAGCUCUGCCAGGAUUUGGAGCGCCAGCAGCAACUACCGCACUGCCCGGCUUUGGAACAGCAGCGGCCACAACAGCUCUGCCAGCCUUUGGGACGCCGGCAACAUCCACUCCCUUGCCCAGCUUUGGCUCCGCUGUGCCGUCAGCUAGCGUAGCGCCAAGCUUCAAUUUUGGCACACCGGCAACAAGCGCGCCGACCACAGCACCGCCGGCCUUUGGCGCCUUUGCGUCGACAGCCACAACAGCGGCCAAUUCGAUGAUACCCACCUCUCUAGCUGGUGGUGUUGGGCCAUUUGCCUUCAAUAAGCCGCCGCUGGGCGGAGCGCAGCCAACGACAGCGGCCAGCUUGAACUUUAACACGAUGACGACAACGGCGACGGCGCAGCCAUUUAAUACGUCUCUGCGAUUGGGUGGUGGGAAUAUAUUGGCGCCGGCCAGCACAGCCGCCAGCACAGGCAUCUUUGGCAAGCCACUGACCAGUGGCGCACCACAAGCGGCUGCGCCACCCGCUUUUGUAGGCCUAGGCGGCAUAGAUGUGAGCGCCACACAGCCAAAGUUGGGUGACAGCGCGAAGGAUGGCGUCAAGAUUAAGGAAACACAAGUGCCGGAUGAGAUCGUCAAGACUGUGGACGCUUUGAAGGCCUACAUUAAGCAGCAGAAGACCAUCUCUUCGGACAUUGGACGCACCUCCACCAACAAGUUCACAAAUGUGGGCGUGGACAUCAUGAACAUCCAAUGGACACUGCAGGAAAUGGCCAAUUCCGUAGACGACAACAAUCAGCAAAUCAAAUUGAUGAGAAACGAGACGGCGAAGGCUAUACAAGCACUGGAGAUGGCACAACGCACACAGGAUACGCCCGCCGGUCUGCAGUACGAGAACAAUAUGCCCUUUCAGUAUUUCCAGUGUCUGGUCGCCAAAUACGAGCAGGAACUCAUUGCAGUCCGAGAGCAAAUCACUCUCACCGAAUGCCACAUGCAGUCGCUGACGAAUCCGCAGAGCAUCUCGGCCGAACAUCUGAAACGCUGCUUCCGUCAGCUGAACGAGUCCUUUGUCUCCCUGGCCGGACGUCUGCACGAGGUGCAUCAACGCGUGGAGGAGCAAAAGGAGCAGUAUUUGAAUCUGCGUCGCUAUAAGCUGCGCGAUGCCAGCAACGUCUUUGAAAAGAUUGACAAUCCGCCCGUCAAGCCCGUAGAGCCCAACCGCAUCGGUUCCGGGCCAACGCCCUUUUCCAAUAUAUCUGCGAUCACCACACUAAAUAGAAGUUAUGCCUCGACUGCCGCGGCGCCCUCCUCCUCCAAUCUGGCCACAGGCAAAUGAUUAGAAUUUACUCAGAAAUUCCCUGUUAUUGUUAAAUAGUGUAUUUCUCUUUUUGGAAUCGAAAUAAAAUGAUGUCUGCUCUUUUAUAGAA
This is a messenger RNA of Scaptodrosophila lebanonensis, 1711 nucleotides long. It is a transcript of the gene Nup58, whose product is annotated as nuclear pore complex protein Nup58. The transcript is spliced from 2 exons. The coding region runs from base 1 to 1620 and encodes 539 amino acids. Gene Ontology annotation, molecular function: structural constituent of nuclear pore. NCBI's taxonomy places the organism in Eukaryota, Metazoa, Arthropoda, Insecta, Diptera, Drosophilidae. Gene Ontology annotation, biological process: nucleocytoplasmic transport. The record is from RefSeq and is a predicted model, not a curated record. Gene Ontology annotation, cellular component: nuclear pore.